Molecule: messenger RNA, 1061 nt
Organism: Aplosporella prunicola CBS 121167
Lineage: Eukaryota; Fungi; Ascomycota; Dothideomycetes; Botryosphaeriales; Aplosporellaceae
Exons: 1
Coding region: 23-727 (234 amino acids)
Biological process (GO): [2Fe-2S] cluster assembly; protein complex oligomerization
Cellular component (GO): mitochondrion
Molecular function (GO): protein-folding chaperone binding; ATPase activator activity
Source: RefSeq, a predicted model, not a curated record
GCUCCCAACGCCACAAGACAAAAUGCGCGCCGCAACACCACAAACGCUCGGCUGGCUACGUGCUGCUGUCCAGCGCGAGUUGAGCGCAACCGCACCCGUGAUUUGUCCCUCGCGCCGCCACUUCACCAGCAGCACCGCCCUACGGAGCUCACAAGAAGACGGAUCCGACACUUCCUCGCGGCCCAGCAUGCCGCAAACGCAUUACCACUUCUUCCCUAAGACGCUAGCCAGUGGGCCGCCGCCGCACGGGCCGUUCGACAUCGACCUGCGGGCGCUGCGCAGCGAGUUCCUGCAGCUGCAGGCGCAGGCGCACCCGGACCGACACGCAGCGACAAACAAGCGACGGGCGGAAGCGCUGAGCGCGCGCAUCAACGAGGCGUACAAGACGCUGCAAAGCCCGCUGCUGCGCGCGCAGUACUUGCUCCAGCAACGCGGGAUCGACGUGGCGGAGGACGAGCGCCUCAAGGUCGAGGACCCCGACUUGUUGAUGGAGGUGCUGGAGGCGAGGGAGAUGAUUGAGGAAGCAGAAACGGAGGAGGAAGUCGAGGCGAUGAAGGCGGAUAAUGCAAAGAAGAUCGAGGAAAGCGUGGGCGUGCUGGAUAAGGCAUUUAGGGAUGAUGAUGUCGAGGCGGCGAAAGAGGAGGCGGUGCGCUUGAGGUAUUGGGUCAAUAUCAAGGAUAGUCUGGAUGCGUGGGAGAAGGGGAAGCCAGUCGUGUUGGAGCAUUAAGUUGGGUCGAUGCUCCAGCGUCCAAGCGCAUAGUCGACAAGGGAAGUGGAAAGCUGUAAAGAGGGAUGUGUUUGAUGGGCAUCCUGGGCGCUUUACAACUACUCCAUGAUUAUAUCCAAGAGGAAAGCAUUCGUUUGGACUGGUCAUUACAUCUCCCCUCUGUCGAUAUCCGAUAAGUUGGAGCACGGGGUGGUUAGAUUGUGGGUAAGCUGUAAUACGUUAUACACAUGGGCCUACUGAGUAGACGUAGACGCCAAUCUCACGCUCCCCGGGACGACAGGACACCAAAAUGCCUACCCAUAAUAUGAAGAUAUCAAAGACAGUUGAACAGAUA